CUCACGUGACACUAGAAAUAAUUCAGCAACACAAAAACACCUCCAUAAAAAUGCCGUCCAUAAAAUCCUAAAUGAAACCAUCACAAAAAGCAACAAGUAGGCACUAAGUAAAUCUUUGAAGAUGAUAUUAAUACCGUGAGAACAAUGGAGGACAACAUUUGCACAUCCUGCGGCACCUUUAUACCAGACAAAGACAUCGGAUGUCCUCUCAAAUGUCGUGAUCCAAGAUGCUCAGCUUAUAACAAACCUCCUCUCAUCGACAUAUCCCGCACCCACAUCAUCUGCCUCCUCGGAGCUCCGCAGUCGGGCAAGAGCCUGCAGUGCGACAAGCUGGUGGCUCGCUACGGGUACUGUCUGCUGACUGCUGAGGAGGUCCUGUAUGCCGAGGUCAAGGAGGGCGGCCAGUCGAAGAGGGCGCGGUGCGUGGCUGAUGUUAUACAGCGAGGUGACAGAGUUCCAGACCAAAUAGUAGUAAACCUAAUAAAGGAGGCAAUUAUUCGGGAAUCGCCAACCACCAACGGCUUCAUAAUUAAAGGUUAUCCAAAAGACAAGAAACAAGCACUUAUAUUUGAGAGGACUAUCGCACCCAUCUGUGCCUUCAUAUACUUGGAGUCGCUACCAGAUAUCUUAGCCGCUCGUCUUCGUCAAACCUACUACUUUGACCCUGAACUGACUGAAGAACAGAAAGAAGAAGUCAUCAUGAGAAAACUGGCAAAAUUCACCUGGGAUGUCAACAUGCUGAUGCGGGAAUACCCAAAGAAAGCUAGAAGGAUAAAUACAAACAAGCCGAUCAAUGAGGUUUUCGAUGACAUUACGUAUUUCCUUGACCCUAUAGCUAUGCCAGGCGGAAAAUAGUGUGCGUAUCACGAAUUUUGUCGACUUUAUAUAGUCGAUUCUAUAUUCGAUUGGCGGGUCACUGGAGUUUCUAUGCGUUUUUUUAGUUUCUAAUGUUAUCAAGAUGUCAUCAUUACAAAUAGCUAAAUAGGCUACUUAUACUUGAGUCUUACUUGAGUCGACAAUAUAGGUAUUCGUGAUUAGCACACAGGACUGCAAUAAUAAUUGAUAGCACAAAGAAUACUUGAAAUUGAAAAAUAUACGCUAAUCACCUGA
Plutella xylostella (diamondback moth) is the source of this 1110-nucleotide messenger RNA. The record is from RefSeq and is a predicted model, not a curated record. NCBI's taxonomy places the organism in Eukaryota, Metazoa, Arthropoda, Insecta, Lepidoptera, Plutellidae.